Messenger RNA from Serendipita indica DSM 11827, 1422 nucleotides. Lineage: Eukaryota; Fungi; Basidiomycota; Agaricomycetes; Sebacinales; Serendipitaceae. The record is from the annotation of a GenBank genome assembly.
AUGGCAACUACAAUGCUGCAAAGCACGACUGGGGAAAUGUUUGAUGCAUCUACAAUGUUCACUUGCUUGAGCUGCAGCAUCGCGUUUCCGUCGGCAGAUGAUCAGCGAGCGCACUAUCGCUCAGACCACCACAGAUACAAUAUGAAGCGACGCGUAGCAUCAUUGCCACCCGUUAGCGUUGCAGUCUUCAACCAAAAGGUGCUCGAGAGAAGAACCGAGACGGCAGUAAUGUCUUCUACCAAGGGCUCUACAUGCACUAUAUGCAACAAAAGCUAUGGAUCGGAAAACGCCUAUCGAUCCCACAUCAACUCGAAGAGACAUAAAGAAGCAGAAAUAAAAUACAAUGCCGGGAUCAAGGAUGAGAUGGAUAAGGCCACCACCGAGAGUGCACAAACCGUAGAAGCGCCCGCUCCAAAAGUCUCUACACAAGCACGCCCAACUACAAACGAAGACGAGGAUACCGAAAUGUCAAUCGACCAAAAGAUCGCUCGGGCGCGAACCCGUCUCACGCCGUCGGACUGCUUGUUCUGCUCCGCUCGAUCAGACUCACUCGCGUCCAAUCUGACACAUAUGUCGGUCGAACACGGCUUCUUCAUCCCCGAUGCAGAGUAUUUGGUUGACGUUGAAGGCCUCAUCUCCUAUCUGGGCGAGAAAAUUGCCAUCGGUAAUGUGUGCAUCUAUUGCUAUGGAAAGAGACGGAGACAGCCCAAUUCGAAAGGCCAGUCAAGAAAAGAGGAGGCAGAAGAAGAGGUAACAGGGAGAGAGUUCCGUUCGCUCGAAGCGACACGGCGCCAUAUGCUUGACAAAGCACACUGCAAGAUUGCGUUCGAAACAGAAGAGGAGCGACUCGAAGUAUCAGACUAUUACGACUUUACAUCAUCAUAUCCAGAGGCAUCCCGCCGCAAGUCUAGAAAGACAAAGGCUGAAGAGGAGUGGGAGGAUAUGGAUGGCGAGAGUGGCGGCGAGAUGGAUGAAGUGGUGGAGGACGACGAAGAAGAUAUGGACACUGACGGUGACGAACAUUUACCAGAAUCUGGAGUUCGACUUGGAGACACACCAUACGAGUUGGUUCUGCCCUCGGGUGCACGAAUCGGGCAUCGUUCGCUACGACAUUACUACAAGCAAAACUAUAGAGCUUCGACCAAGGAGGAGACACGGUCGGAAGAGGAUCCCAAGUCGGGGGCUGCCCUCGUUCGGGAACUGCUGUCCCAGAAAAAUUCGGCGCUCGUCCCGCGAAAGGGAGGGUUCGGCGCCUUUGGUGAAGGUGGAGAAGUGGUCAAGGCGCGCAACCCGGGCGAGGCGAGGAAUGCAGGCCGACACGUCAAGGAGUAUCGGGAUGUGAAGCGACGUGAAGAAUUCAAGACCAGAAUUGGAUUCAUUUCCAAUAACCAGAAGCACUUCCGAGAACCUUUUCUGCAAUGA